GAUAACCUGACAGUAAUGCAAGCAUUCCACCAGAAAUUCCAGGAAAUAUAUCUGUGGGUUCUUACUUUUGCAUGCUUCUUGCACAGUCUCAACACACUGAUUGGUGAUAUUGUUGCCUGUCCUCUGAUGAAGAAAGUGAUGAUGAAGACCACUCAUGUUGUGACAUUCUUCAACUCAUCUCACUAUUGGGGUGGGCAGCUCAAUGACAAAGCCAAGAGGUUAGGUAUCAGGCAGAGAUUGAAGCAAAACUGUGAAUCACAUUUUUAUGCACUGAUCUUGCACUUCUUGAGU
Molecule: messenger RNA, 291 nt
Organism: Pisolithus orientalis
Lineage: Eukaryota; Fungi; Basidiomycota; Agaricomycetes; Boletales; Pisolithaceae
Exons: 2
Source: RefSeq, a predicted model, not a curated record